AUGGGAUGUAGCUCGAGGGAUGAGCACAAACAAGUGGAGAAGUCGGCAAGAAGGUUGAAUGUCAUAAAUCAGUCCAGUAGCAUGGAGAGGUGGUCAAGACGUGCAGAUAGCUCGGAUAGCUCGUGGAGUGUGGACAACUCGGAUCUUGAAGAAGACGAACAAGAAGUGUUAAGUUUGCAAAAGCAGUGGCGUGUCGAGAAGGAUCUGAGAGUUGUACUGGAGGUGCAAGAUGAGAAGUGGCGACUUGGAAUGGAUGAUAAGUUUGGUGUGAAGAAGGCGUGGAAAUUUUUCGAUCUCUUAAAGAGAGCCCGGCCUAUUCAGAGGAUCCCGGUUAAUGGCAAGUCGGCCACAAAGAUCACAAAGAACCCAACAAAGGGUAAGUCAGCCAAGGUUAAGAUGAAGUCGGUCAAAAAGAAGAUCAAGUCGGAUAAAGAGAAGAUCAAGUCGGUCAAAGAGAAAAGCAAGUCGGCUAUGGAGAUAGAAGAUUGUUCAGGAUGA
Molecule: messenger RNA, 498 nt
Organism: Vigna unguiculata (cowpea)
Lineage: Eukaryota; Viridiplantae; Streptophyta; Magnoliopsida; Fabales; Fabaceae
Source: RefSeq, a predicted model, not a curated record